This is a messenger RNA of Solanum tuberosum (potato), 838 nucleotides long. RefSeq lists its product as uncharacterized. The transcript is spliced from 3 exons. Gene Ontology annotation, biological process: regulation of DNA-templated transcription. The record is from RefSeq and is a predicted model, not a curated record. Lineage: Eukaryota; Viridiplantae; Streptophyta; Magnoliopsida; Solanales; Solanaceae. Gene Ontology annotation, molecular function: DNA binding; DNA-binding transcription factor activity. Bases 1 to 660 code for a protein of 219 amino acids.
AUGAUGAAUGUUUAUGGCACUGUCUCACAACGCCAUUGGGGAAAAUGGGUAGCAGAGAUUCGCCUUCCUCGUAAAAGAACUAGACUUUUGUUAGGCACGUUUGGAAGUACUGAAGAAGCUGCUUUUGCUUACGAUGUCGAGGCCUCUAGGCUCAGAGGAACAGAUGCACGUCUUAAUUUCCCACAUCUGGCCACAAUUCAAACAGAUAAUGAACAAGUGUAUACUUAUUGUGUCUAUGACUCCGAUAUUUCAACUGGAUUUGGCGUUGGCGCCUUCUUAUUUCUCAUGGCUGGACAAAUCCUUAUAAUGGUGGCGAGUCGUUGCUUCUGUUUUGGAAAGCCUUUGAGCCCCGGUGGUUCAAGGGGUUGUGCUGUUCUGUUAUUCAUCAUGUGUUGGGUUACAUUUUUCAUCGCGGAGGUGUGUUUGUUGGCUGGUUCAGUUAGGAACGCGUACCAUACAAAGUAUAGAUCAUCGCUCUUGUUUAAUGAUCGACCUGUAUCUUGUGAGACUGUGAGAAAAGGCGUUUUUGCUGCUGGAGCCGCGUUUAUUUUCUUCACUAGCAUAAUCAAUAAGUUUUACUUUAUCAGUUACUCCAACGCUAAGGAUGGAGCUGGACCAUAUGGUGGAGAAGCUGGUGUGGGAAUGGCAGCCUACAAAUGAGUGUGAUCAAUCAUGAAGUUCUAUAUGUAUACAAUUUUUUCCAGUUUUUAGUUGUACUUGACUUCAUAUUUUGGUACUCUUGUUUUUUUUUUUUUUGGAGAAUGUUUAGGUGUUCAAAGGGUGUUUGAUCCUUCUUUGUUUUUUUUUUUUGGUAUUGGUGUUUAUAAGAUAGUAUUUU